Molecule: messenger RNA, 702 nt
Organism: Symbiodinium sp. CCMP2592
Lineage: Eukaryota; Dinophyceae; Suessiales; Symbiodiniaceae
Source: the annotation of a GenBank genome assembly
AUGAUCCGGCGGGCUUGCUUGUCUUCCGGCUUCCUUUGGUGCCUCGGGCUUGCUGAUGAACUUGAAGCUUUGCAAGCGACUUUUGGCUGGAAGGGCGGCGGCAUCGACAGACUCCGUUUCUUCAAAGAAAGACUCGGUUUCGAGCCACGGCACGUGGUGGACGUGGGUGCCCAUGUGGGCAACUGGACGCGUGACGCGCGGGAGGUCUACCCUUCGGCAGACUUUUUGCUCAUUGAAGCCAAUCCGGAGCAUGCGGACAAGCUGAGGGCUACAGGAGAGCGCUUUGAGAUUGCGCUCCUCACCUCGCAGCCGCGCCCGAAGGUGGUUUUUCACAGCACCCGCUGCAAUGUCAAGACUGGUGCCUCGAUCUUCCGCGAGCAGACUCCCUGGUAUGAGCAUGAGAUCUGCCAUCAGCCCCUUGUGCUCCAGAGCUGGACCCUGGACCAAGUCGUGCAGAACUCCAGCUCGGCUGGGGUGGCCUGCUGCGAUCUCGUGAAGGCCGAUGUUCAGGGCGCUGAGAUCGAGGUUCUUCGAGGAGGCCAACGCACUCUGCGAAACGCGCAGCUGGUGCUCUUAGAGGCCUCCGUGCUCCCUUACAACGAAGGAGCGCCGCGGUUUUCCGAACUCAUCCGCUUCAUGGCCGAGCACGGUUUUGAAGUCGUGGAUGUCGCCGAUGCCUCCUUCUCCGAGGAUCUCACGUAG